GCCACCAGUGAGGAACUAAAGCAGAGGUCACUAGGAGGAUAAACAGGGUGAUUGUAUGUAAGUGGGGUGUGUAGAGAGAGAGAGAGAGAGAGAGAGACCCUCCUCUUUGUGGGGCCAGCCGAUGAGAGAAGAUGAAGAGCCAAAUCACCAACGGCGUCUCCGACUUCUUCUUCGAGUACGAGACCCCGCGCCAGGUGCUGGUGAGGAACAGGAGGGUGGGAGUGGUGUGCCGUCUGAUCCAGCUGGGGGUCCUGGCCUACAUCAUUGGGUGGGUGUUCAUCUACGAGAAAGGCUAUCAGUCAACGGACAUAGCAGUCAGCUCCGUCUACACCAAAAUGAAAGGAGUGGGCUACACCAAAAUGAACGGAAUUGAGAGGGUCUGGGAUGUGGCCGACUACGUCUUUCCGCCGCAGGGAGACUCAUCUUUUGUGGUGAUGACAAACUACAUCAUAACUGAAGGCCAGCAGAUGGGAAAGUGUCCAGAGCUCCAAGGCAGGCACAGCUGCAGCUCUGACUCUGAAUGUGAAGGAGGGAGUUACAAACGUACGGGACAUGGGCAAAUGACGGGAGUGUGCUUGAACGCCACUAAGACCUGCGAGGUGUUGGCCUGGUGCCCCGUUGAGAACGAUCACGACAUACCAGAUCCUGCUAUGUUGAUGUCUGCAGAGAACUACACACUGUUCAUCAAAAAUUCUGUAACCUUCCCCAUAUUUGGCGUCUCAAGGAGCAACCUGGUGGAAGGUAUCGAGGCUGACUACAUCAGCAAAUGCCUCCACGAUCCGAAGGACGCUCCACUGUGUCCCAUAUUCAGACUGGGAGACAUCGUUAAACUGUCUGGCUUCAACUUCGAAACAAUAGCCCGCUUGGGAGGGGCCAUCGGUAUCGUGGUGGACUGGACAUGUAACCUGGACAGGGCCGUAAAACACUGCAAACCAAAGUACAAGUUCCACGGUCUGUAUGGAAACCCAGCGGAGACCGACAAGACCAGAGCUUCAGUGGGCUACAACUUCAGGUAUGCAAAGCACUUUCUGGAGGGCACGGUUCAGAAGAGAACCCUUCUCAAAGUGUUUGGCAUCCGGCUCGACAUCAUCGUGCAAUCACUGGCCAGAAAGUUUGACAUCAUCCCAACGCUGACCGCGAUAGGCUCCGGGGUCGGCAUCUUUGGAGUAGCAACCGUGGUCUGUGACCUGGUGCUGCUCUAUUUGCUCCCGAAAAGAGAAUUUUACAAGGAAAUGAAGUUCAAACACACAGACGCAUACAAACAGCAUGACAGCGAGUUGCUUGGUUUGGAAACAAGCGACAAGACAUAUCAGAGCACUGGCGGGCCCAACGGCCCAGACUCGGAUGCAUGUAGGACAGAAACGAAGGUAAGAUUCAUAAAUGUACCACAAAAAAUAAUAAAAAACAUUUCAAAAAGCCAGUUUGUUAUUGCUUUUCUGCCACAGCUGAGGUUGUGUUUGUUCUGCAGAAGUGACCCGGGAGAAGACCUGUGAGGUGGUACUUUUGAAGCAGUACCGACAUGGGACGCAACAACACGACACGCAGGACUCUGGAUCAGACAGGACGCCGUCUCAAAGACAUUUCUCUGUGUCCUGUUCUUUCUUCAGCAUCUUCGACAUCCUCACCAACAUCCUGAGGGAUUGUGACUCUCACUGUUGUAUGCAGAGCUUUAGCGUGGCUCAGCUGUGGACCUGUGUUUUCUUUUCUUCUCUUAGUAGUCCGGUUUGCUUUUGUUACACACUUUGGGUGUAACCUCCAACCUCCAGCUCCACCCGUAUCUGUGCGGGUUAGAUGAACACUUUAUUGCAUCUGGGUUUACAGGAUUCAUCCCGUCUUUUGUCGAAAUAAGAUGACGUCACUGUCGGAGUAACUCAUCCCCCGCGUGCAGCUGGUGAUUAGCAGUUCAAUAAAAGAUGCACAGAAACUUUACUGGGUGUUUGUGUGUCUCCAGUAAAUAAACAGGAAUACAGUCAACAUGUCAAGAGAAUUCAGAUGUUCUUUGUAUUUAUUGUCUUUGAUUAGGCCUAGUUGUACAAAAAGCAUGCAAAAAAUAGCUUCUUUAUUCAAUUCAAUUGUUUAUUUGUAUAGCCCAAUUUAACAAAUUACAAAUUUGUCUCGGAGUGCUUUACAAUCUGUACACAUAGACAUCCCUGCCCCAAAACCUCACAUCGGAUCAGGAAAAACUCCCCAAUAACCCUUCAGGGGGAAAAAAGGGAAGAAACCUUCAGGAGAGCAACAGAGGAGGAUCCCUCUCCAGGAUGGACAGAACAAUAGAUGUAAUGUGUACAGAAGGACAGAUUUAGAGUUGCAAUACAUUCAAUGAAUAUGACAGAGUGUAUGAAUAGUUCAUAGUCGGCAUAUUCCACGAUGGAGACGUCCACGAUCCAUCAGGCAGAUGGCGGUGGGGAGAAGUGGGCGGAGUCUCAACAGUGGGCGGAGUCUCAACAGGAUAGUGGCGUAGUCAGUAGCAGGAAUUCCACGACCCAGACCUCGAUUUAUACAUUACAUAUUUACAUUGCAACAACUGCAUUCCAGACGUGCCACGCGCACACGCAUGCAGAUCUGAGUCUUCUAAAUGGUGACGGUUGUGCGUUUUUUGGGGGGGAGAAUAAAGUAUGUGAAGGAUUGGGGGUUCCUCCAGUAAAGAAUGUUUGCAUCAUUGAAAGGUGACCUUCAAGUUGAGAUGGUUUCAAUGGAUAAACGCUAUCGUUUGGCCAAAUGCAGUUCAUUUUAGCAUGAGCAGUCAGAGUUGUAUAUCAUAUUGUUAGUUAUGCGAUAUGACUAUCUAUCAAUCAUGACUAAUUGUUUAAAAGCUGACUAGACAGUUUACAAAAGUUGGGUUUUGCAAAAAUGAAAAAAGGCGGGAAGUCUCAAGCUGGAAAUGGGUGCGGCCUACAUGAUUCCUCUGACACCUUUAAUUUUCUUUUGGUUAAAACUCCUAGUUUAAAAGCUUUAGAUAAAUGCUUUAAAAAAAAAAACCUAACCUUUGGAGAGGCAAACAUUUACUGAAGCAGACUUUUAGCUGUUGAAUACAUGGUCGCUGGGUGGCAGGAAGAGACCCUCAUUUAACCCUCAUUCAACCCUCCAACCACAGGAUAAACGAGGGUGAAAUGCUUCCUCUUCCAGGGCAGCUUGAGAUCCUCUGGAGACGGUCCUGAAGACAAAGCUGCUCCGGUGCCCACACGACGGGCAUCAGACACACGUCCCUCGCCGGUUCCUCCAGUCACAUGCGUCGUCACUGAAGCUGCAGCGGCAUUUUGUCACAGAAGGGAGAAAGAGUUCCACCGAAAUGAAAACAUAUUGGGAGUUUAUCAAAAGAAAAAAAGAAAUCUCCAAAAACAAAAAGUAUGAAUGCUGCCACAUGCAGAUUGAUUAUCAGAAGCACAGGAGACUGUGAGAACAGACGGGUACACAGUAAACAUGGUCUGUUACAGGCCAACCACAUAGACUAGACAAUGUUACACAGCUGGCAGGGGCAAGUAGCGUGUGUGUGUGUGUGUGUGUGUGAUAAUAAUAACUUCAGUAUGUAUCUUAAAGUGAAAAAGUGCAGAUAUUUAAAUUGAAGCAGUAUUUUUGUUUCAACAAAAACAGAGAUAAAAUAAAGGGAAUGCCAGUAAAGCACUGAUAACAAUAUUGCAACUUCCGACACCGACGAACUUCAACACAAACACACAAUUGCUGGCCACGUUUCACGGUUUCUGAAGCUGGAACACGCCAUUUCAUAUGUUUGGGGUUCAAACAGCCCUGGUCACUGAGACCCUCCUCAGCAGAGAGAAGGAGAACGACUUGAGAACACGAAGGAGCCUUCAUUGCAAACUGCACACAACAUAUCAGAGGAAUCCCUCCUCAACAUAUUACACUCUGACUGGACAGUUACACACAGCUAUGCAAACAUUUAUCUGAGGUGGAAAUGUUCUUAUUGAGUUGAGUUGGUGGAGACAAAACAGCCUACAGAUGUCGCCUUUUUCUUCUUUUUUUAAAGUUAUAAUAAAAAUUAUAAUAAAACAACGUUUUGUCAUUCAUCACAAACAUGUGUGAUCGCAAAGGGUUCAAAUGCAAACAAGCUAGCUCAUCGAAUAAAUAAUGGUCAUAUAUUGGGACUGAUUAUCUAUAAUGAAUCGAUCUAUUAAAUAUAAGUACUGAUGGUACAAUCGUUUUUACAAUAGCCACCAAUGAAUACAUUUAAAGAAGAAUUAACGAUGACCAAAAUUAUGGCAUACAUAAAAGAGUGAAAUUAAGCUCCAAUACUUAGUUUGACACAUCUAGCAAUACAACAUUAAAAAAAAAACCACAUUUGUUAUGAUGCUGAGGGAGAAAAGGACUUUUGGUGGAAUAACAUUUUGUGAAACGGUGACUGUUGAGACAAAGCACACCGUUAUGACCUUUAUGACCUUGAUCUUUAGGACCUUUAUGACACACCUUAACCACCAUUUGAGUCCCUUUAAUAUUAAGUCUGUCAAGAGAAUACUGAAAUAUAAAUCUGGGGUGUUAGAAAAUAAAAAAAAGACCUUUCUCUGCUCUACCUAAGAGAAAAAGUCAGACCCCCCUCCCAAGCAAAAAAGAAACAUAUACAACGCUCCUCCUUUUUUGACCUCUUGUGGAAGAGCACUCUUUGAUGUUCAUCUUGAACAAUGAGAUCAUACAUGCCUUUAAACGAGCUCUGCAUCCAAGUCGGUUGUGUAAUAAUACAUUCUCAUUGGCAAGAGUAAUUACUUAAGGCCA
Pseudoliparis swirei is the source of this 4722-nucleotide messenger RNA. RefSeq names its product purinergic receptor P2X, ligand-gated ion channel, 1 (gene p2rx1). Lineage: Eukaryota; Metazoa; Chordata; Actinopteri; Perciformes; Liparidae. The transcript is spliced from 13 exons. Gene Ontology annotation, cellular component: nuclear inner membrane; plasma membrane. Bases 132 to 1493 code for a protein of 453 amino acids. The record is from RefSeq and is a predicted model, not a curated record. Gene Ontology annotation, molecular function: extracellularly ATP-gated monoatomic cation channel activity; purinergic nucleotide receptor activity. Gene Ontology annotation, biological process: monoatomic cation transmembrane transport; response to ATP.